UUCUAUCAUCCAAACAAAGCUCCUGAUUACUUCUAUAACUAUUUCAAUAUUUCUCCAGCGAAACGUAAAAGGGUCUCAACUUGCAUUACAUUUCCAAUGGCAAGUCAAAGCACUGGAAAUGGCAAUGGCGGUGCAGGAUUCAAAGCAAAACUAGAGCAUUUUCUCUACAGCGGGGAUAAGAAGCAUGUUUUCGGUGGCCUUGUCGUUAUCACUGCUGUUUUCGCCGUCCCUUGGUACUUCAUGACUCGAGGUUCAAAGCAACAUUCUCAUCAAGAUUAUUUGGAAAAGGCCGACAAAGCAAGAAAUGCACGUCUUUCUUCAUCUUCAACUAAAUGAUACAAACUUUACUUGUCAUAGUGCUAUACUCCAAUGGAUCUAGGCAAUACAGGAAAUCUUUAUGAGCUUAGUUUCAGAAAAUAUCGUUUUGUUGUUUGCCCCAUGAUUGCAAUAUUUUUUUCCGUGUUUAUUUUAAGAACUCAGCUAGUGAUCGAUAUUUUUGGAUCCUAGUAAGAGGAAAUAUCAAGAUUCUACUUUUUGUGUUUUUCAUAUCACUUGUUAUUGAACCAAUAAGUGAUUCUAAGUGAAGAAUUGAAAUGCAAUAAAAAAGCGUAAAAUAAUUAAUGAUGAUUUUUUUAUUAUCA
Messenger RNA from Amaranthus tricolor (Joseph's coat), 641 nucleotides. RefSeq lists its product as uncharacterized. The transcript has 2 exons. The record is from RefSeq and is a predicted model, not a curated record. The coding region runs from base 97 to 336 and encodes 79 amino acids. NCBI's taxonomy places the organism in Eukaryota, Viridiplantae, Streptophyta, Magnoliopsida, Caryophyllales, Amaranthaceae.